Molecule: messenger RNA, 8651 nt
Organism: Ixodes scapularis (black-legged tick)
Lineage: Eukaryota; Metazoa; Arthropoda; Arachnida; Ixodida; Ixodidae
Product: SET and MYND domain-containing protein 4-like
Exons: 1
Coding region: 378-2690 (770 amino acids)
Molecular function (GO): protein binding
Source: RefSeq, a predicted model, not a curated record
GCUGGCUGUUGUCGGUGCUUGUGUGUGUUUGUGCGAUUGGUGUCCGUGUGAUUUUGUGAAUCGUGAUUUUAAAUAAGAACACGAAAUGUGCGUAACGGUCAGCCUCCCACCGACGAUCGCACGAUUCAAUGCGGCGCUCGGUAUGUAAGGUGAUCUUUUCGAUCGUGUUGUGGCUGGACGAUUCGCGGAGCAGCUUGGCUGUGCCGAAGCCCAAUCCGUUUCUCUUGUCAGGUGUUCCGUAUCCUCGUGUAAAAAAACAAACUGAAGAACGCUUGUGGUAAUCAAACGCGAACUAGCGAGCAUGACACUUGCGUUUCGACGAAAUCUGGGCUAACAGCGUCACGGCGGAAGGCGAUCCCACCGAUCAUCAUACUCAAAUGGCGCGCAUCGAAAGCUGGCAAGACGUGCUGGACAGCACCUGCGACCGCAUUCGGCAAGGAAACGGGUUUAGCGCGUUCGCCGCCCUCGAGUCCAACGAGGACAGGGUCAAGUUCUGCCUCCGCAACGAAGUGGCCAGGCCUCGACUCCAGCACUGGCUCACGGUGCUCUGUUCGUCCAAGCACCGCAAGUUCUGGGAGAAGGCGUCCGAACUACGCAGCGAGGGCAACCUGUGCUUCAACCGCAAGCAGUACGCCAAGGCGGCCGAGCUCUACACGCAGAGCGUGCUGUCGGCGCCGUUUCCGGACACCCCGGACGCGGACGGCCACUCGGAAGAGAUGUCGUUGGGGUUCGCGAACCGGUCUGCCGCUUUUUUCCACGCGGGGAAGUACAAGCAGGCCCUGUGCGAUGUUCGAUACGCCUUCGAGCUGGGCUACCCCGUCCACCUCCGGUACAAGCUGUACCUGCGAAAGGGGCAGUGCUACCUCCGUCUCGGCAAGCCCCGGGAGGCCCUCGAGAACUUCGAUCUCGCCAACAAGUCGCUGCGUCGUGCUGCGCUCGAGGGACGCAAGCUCGCGCAACAGUGUAAGGAGAUUGACACAUUCAAGGCUCUCUGCUCUCAGGACUGUGCGCCCACGCCGACGAGCGAGGAGGAAGACCCUGACGACGAAUCGCAGGUGCCGGAUGUUGCUUACGGUGCCCAUGGGACAGUGCCUUCUUGCAGCAUGGCGGUGGACAUGCUGUAUAGUACGGAGAAGGGCCGGUUUCUAGUGGCCAACCGCGACCUUCAGCCAGGGGACGCCAUCUUUGUAGAGCGUCCAUAUGCAUCGGUUCUACUUCCCGGGCACACGAAGACCAACUGCCAGCACUGCCACAAGCGGCUUCUCAACGCCGUGCCUUGUGCGCAGUGCAACCAGGUGCGGUACUGCUCGUUCGCCUGCGCCAAGGACUCGUGGAACUCUUAUCACCGCUGGGAGUGUGGGAACCUCAACCUCCUGUACUCCGUCGGAAUUGCACACCUCGCUGUCAGGGUGCUGCUCGUCACGGGGCUGUCGGGGCUUGCGGAUUUCUGUCGCCAUCUCGCGGAAGGGAAAGUCGACGUGGACAAAAACGGCGGCUAUGGGUCGGUCCAUGAGCUUGUGACACACUCGGAAAAGAUGCAUGUGGAAGACCUCUUGCAGUACUCCCUCACAGCGGCGCUGCUGUCAAUGCUUCUAGAUCACGUCUUGUUCUUCAAUGUCGACGAGGCCUCCUGGAAGAUGAGCGAACUCAGUUUCGGCUCUAGGAAUGGCUCGAGCUAUCGUCUGGCGUCGACGGACGUUGCAGCUCUGAAGACGGUUGUUGGAGGUCUUUUGCUACGUCACAUCCAACAGCUCGUCUGCAAUGCUCAUGCCAUCACCAGCCUGGAGUCAAAGACCUCCCAGGAAGAUGAUGUCGUCAUGACAACGGAACAAGUCCGCAUUGCUACCGCCAUCUACCCGAGUGCCAGCUUGAUGAACCACUCGUGCGACCCUAAUAUCUUCUCAAGCUUCCGCUGUGGGUCAACGCUUGUUGUUCGUGCCAUCCGCAGAAUCCAAGAGGGUGAGGAGGUCCUCAACUGCUACGGUCCGCACCAUCGUCGGAUGUCAUUUGCUGAACGACAGCAGCUACUGCAGGAGCAGUAUUUCUUCGUGUGUUCUUGCACGGCUUGCAGCUCCGGUGAGGACGCUGAGCAACGUCUUCAGGCCUUGAAGUGCGAGUAUUGCGAAGGACCGCUGAAGCAGCCAGACGACAGUGGAAAGGCGACUUGCCUUGACUGUGGCACAACUCAGGAAUGUCUAGGAAGUGAGCAGAAAGCUUUCCGGAUGCACGACCUCUACGUUCAGGGUGUCCAGUUGGCUGAGAAAGGAAAUCAUGUGGAGGCUCUUCAGCGGCUGAACAAGUGCCUAAAGACUCGUGAGAAGGUUAUGUACAAACACAACCUCAAGCUCCUUGAGGUCAAGGACAUGGUGGCUAAAUGUCUCUGUUCCUUGGGCGACUUCCGGUCAGCGUCGGGUGUCUUGAAGCCCGCUGUGGAUGCUGUGCGAGUCAUCUAUGGAGAAAAUAGCAUCGAGCUUGCCUACGAACUGCAGAAACUUUCUGAUGUAUUGGUCAGUGCUCUUCCGCAGGCGGUUAAAGAGGAGGCGUCCUCGGAGGAAAUAAGCAAGCUUGUCAAAGAUGCUGAUGCUGUCAUUGACGAAGCCAUGACGAUCUUCAUUCUGCAUUACGGCACGCGACACCGGACGACACGUGAUCAGCAGGUAAAAAGAAGGAUGUUAGCGAGUGCAUUGUAAAGGCUCUUGACAGUCAUUUACGCGGAGAACUUUUUUUUCCAAUUUCAGGUAUUGCCCGUUAUUUAUUGUUCUGAUUGCAGGGUAGCUUGCAAACAUUUCUGAUGACUAGUUCAAGUUUUUUUCCUUGUUUUCUCUCAGUGGCACCUUUGAAAUAUCAACUGACCAAAGACUGCCAUUUCUCUUGUGAGUCUUUUUUUGUUUUUAAAUGAAAGAGGGUACGGAGCAGGGUUACACAAGCUGGUUAAAAGAUUUCAUAAAACAAUUGUUAGACUUUGGCUUACUAUUUCUUGAAUAAGGCCUUUAUGUUAACUAAGCUUGGCACAUCUUAUUGUUUUGUUCAGACACAAUAGUUCUAACUAAAAUAGGUGUUGGAGGCUCAUAUGCUUUUUUUUUUUCUCUUUCAACUACUUUACCUUGUGAAAAAAUGGUCAUAUGGCUUUGACAUAUUAAAUGUCAUUUAGAAAUCUCCCUUGGUGAUAAAUAUUUAAUUCAGUCAUGCUUGCUUGAGAUGGGCCAACACACACUAUGAUGAGAGCAAAGAGCACCAGGAGCAACAAAUUGGGUAGAUGGAAAACCUCCUGUAGCCAACAGCUGCUUAUGGCAGUAGGUGUAUUAGAAAACAACCUUGCAAUGACGUCCUCUGAAAAAAAAAAAGAAAAAAAAAAAGGUAAUCUGGUUUUGCUUUCGCCCCUUACAACUUCUGCAGCUGUUCUAUUUUUCACAAUCCUGUUUUCCCUCCAGGUAUAUCUCAUUUUGCUUUUCUUUUCAGUAGCAGCAGUUAGCAUUCAUGAUUCUGUAUUUCUGCAUCGUUCUUGGAACUAAAAUGCUUGUUUCUCUUCCACGAUGCCCGCAUACUUUCCUCGAACUGUGAAAACGAUUUGUGCGCUGCUCUGAUGUCAAAGGGAAUGCAGUCUUGUAUUUUGUUUUGCCAGCCUAGGUUGCUGCAGGUCGUCAUGGUAGUCAUGUCCCCUGUCCAGUACAUGUACACUGCACAACCCUGUUAGUGCAAACACAACUUUGGUACUUUAUGCAUUUUACUUUGAAAGGGUAUUGGCAGGCAUAAAAUUUUCUAAGAGAAUGGGGUCGCUGCCGAGCACAAUGAGCCAAAACAUGUAAUCGCAAGUAAUAAGGUUGUGCUUCUCGAAAAAAUCCGCGGACAAGGAGGUAUACACGAUGUUCCGGGCGGACGCCCUUCUUCAAGACUUGAAGAAGGGCGUCCGCCCGAAACGUCGUGUAUACCUCCUUGUCCGCAUAUUUUUUCGAGAAGCACAACCUUAUUACUUGCGAUUACGUGUUUUAAAAUUUUCUCACUCAGGUCAGUGCCUCAAGUGACUGCUUUUCACCCCACUAGUAGUUUUGAUGACAGCCAUUUGAUUCCGAAAGAAAAAGGAAAAAAAAGAACAGUGAUCACUUGUUUGCGCUAGCAGUCUUGUGCAGUGCACCUUUAGAUUUUGGCUUGAUGUCGAUCGCUCUUCAAGAAACGAUUUUUGCUUGAUUAUCUAGCUCUGCACUAGCAGUCUGUUACAAUAUGAUGCCUAGAUGAAGCAAUUAAAUGAACAAUAAAUUAAAAGCAAUGCGCAAAAAGAGAUGCGCACUAUGCAAGUGGUGAUUUUAAUCUAUUAAGUCAUGAACCAACUUGCCUGCAUUGCUACCGUAAAGGGGUGCAGAUAUUCAAAUUUCGGUCGGAAGAGUCAGGCACGACGGAUAAUAGCUGUAAAUGAUUAUCGCCCGUUUGUGUUUUGAACGACUGACUAUAUUUUUCGUUCCAAACGGUGCACUCGAGCAAGCGCUUGAAGAGAAGCGAACAGAGAGCGUGAUGCGUUAUGGGAUAUCCGGCGCAAACAAAAACAGAAAGAAAAGAUUCCCCGCAUUCAUGACGUAGCAAGGCUGGCGUGGUUAUGAGCUUCGCCGUUGGUGGCAUUGUCAGCGUUGUGGUGAUGUCAAUAGCGUCAACGCAAUACAACUGAGCCGUUCGAAGUACCCAUAGGGUGACGAGCGUGUGGCUGGUCCAAGGAGCACUUAGCUUCCACAGCACUGUCAGCUUAGGGGUGAACAAGGUGGGAAAAGCAACUUUUUUCAAAAUUUUGAGCAAUGGGCUAAUCUUCUAGGGGGGAGAAUGGCUGUGUCCAGGUACACAAACGAGGGUUUGGAACAAUGCGCAGUUUGUGAGUUGAGGAAAGCUAUGAAGGGGAAAAUGUUGAAUUCCAAAGAGCAGCACUGCUCUCAUGGAGCUUGCUACGUCAUGACUACGUAGCAACUUCCCCAACUUUGCUAGAUUACCUCCCAAAUAGGCUCCACAUGCAUCCACCAAGUGCACAUUGAAAGAUUGUUUAAUUAGCUUUAAAUGCAACACGUUAAGGUUAAAAAAUGAGUGCUGGAAUUUUGUUUCCGUACCCCUUUAAGUUCGGUGAACAGGUAUGUGUCUCUUCGAUUUAUGGAAUAAGUGCCGAUACUCCCAGAGUGUUUUUUAUUUACACUCGUUGCUUCAAGGCCCCUUCUCUAAUUUCAAGCAAUAUCAUAAUCUCAUUCAUUUUGUUGCGACAAACAUCCAAGCGGUUCCUAGAUCUGCCAUGACAAUAAAAUAAAUUCUGGUAAAUUGAGUUAGUGACAAUUGUUAUGUCGUGAAACUUGGCAGUGUUUUUGAGUAAAAUACUGGGGUUCUAUGCAGUGUCCAUGACAUGCUCAUGUUUUCUAUUUUAAGCAGAUAGCAGCAUCAAUACCAACUUACUUUGAGUUUCCUGCAAACUUCCAUGCAGCAUACGUAGGCUGUAGACUUUCCGGUUUCCUUCGCAAAACACCGAUAAACAUCCACCGGUGUCAAAGGUACAAAAUCGAUUAGAACUGAGGAACACAUAUCUGGGAAUUUUUGCUUUGAGCAAGGACCGUUUUUGUCAGAAAUACCCUUCUCGACUGGUCGGGUGCAUGCUCUUACCUAGAAUCAAGCAUACUGCCAGCCCUUAAUCACUGAAAUCACUGACCUUGGAAGGCACUGCCAUGAGAGUUUUGUCAGAGAAUCGAUCGCCAUGGAUUGCCCCAGUGUUUUUCUUCUAUUCAGGUUAGCGCUGGAUGACAAUGUGUGAAACUAAAUUGGUUGUCGCAUUUCGCGAAAAGUGCAAGAGCAACUUUACUUUUUCUUUGUGGAAACAUUUUGCUCGAGAACAAUUUAAUUUUUUUUUCACGACACAGAGCAGCUGGGUUGCAGUAUACAAAGAAAAUGAAAAGCUCCGAAUGCUGACGCUAAAGGGCACUUGGACUUUAGCCCGUCUUCAAACUCUUUGUUGGUGGUUUGCAAGUACAUUAUGAUGAUUAUGAUAAGUGUGCAUUAUAAGUGUCUAUACUAAUCAUAAAUUAAACUUGAACUCUUAUUUUUUUAUGACUCGCAGAUAGUUACCAUUUUAGCAUCUGUACGAAAGAAAUGACUGAGGUACACCCAUUUUUUAGAAAUAAAUCAUCACCGAAAACCAUUUGCCGCUUUUCCUUAUAUGUAUGAGCCUGAAAAUCUAUUGUCUGGUUAUAUGAUGCUUGUAAGGCACGAGCAAUAACGAGGCAGUGGCUAAAAUGUAACUUUCACUUUGUCAGCAAUUAGAGCAUCAAACCCUUUCUAGCAAAAAAAAAAAAAAAAAAAAAAAAAGCAACCUUAGGACGAUGCAAAUUUGAGCGCUAAUCUGUCUUCACCAGGACUGAAAUAUAUACAUGUGGCAAGUCCGAAAUUGUCUUUAGCUCCCCUUUAAAACACACCACCUUUCCAAAAGAUGCAUAAAUGAAUUCGGAUCUAUCACACUGAACAUGAGCAGUUUUUAAGUACCGAACACCAAAUUACACUGCAGAUUUAGUGCCACUUAUCUGAAGGUACUCAUUGAAAUUGAGUUGAAAUGGUCGUAUGCUUACAUUGUACCAAGUCUAUUUUUCUUUGUUUUAGGGUCUAUUUUCCUUCGAAUUCGGGGUUUUUGAUCUAUUUCAGAAUCAGUGUUUUUUGAUGUUUACUUUCAGUGCAUUCCAAGAAAUUGGGGUUUAUCGGAGCUAAUGUUAUAAAACGACUGUAUAUCUAUAGAUUUGAUACCCUUUCAAGGGUCCAUGGAACUUAUGUCUGUGUGACUCAAAUACUUGGAAAACAUCAUCCCGGUACCGACAACAGGAGAGGGUGGCCCAUGGCAAAGGAGCUAAAAAAAAAAAAAACAAAAAACUUUAAUGACAAAUAGUAUGGGUUGUAUUCAGGGUCACAGAAAGAGUGCUGCAGAUUGCUUUCCCCCAAACCGCGGAUUUUCCUAUUCAAGGGCAGCUCCAGAUCUAAGUUUUUCGAUGUUCUCCGAUUCCGAGAACUUUGGGGGCGUUAUUUAUCGGGGUUUAUUGGUAUUUACUGAAAACGCAGAACCCUUGUUAUAACCAUGGACUUGUUUAGUUCAGUGAAAAUCAUGUUUAGCAUCUUAGCCAGAAAAUGGCAAUGCACAACUCUGGUAUCAUAAAUCUAAAGAAAGAGUUGAGAACCUCGAGACUGACUUUGGCCACAACCUUGAUCCUUCCAUGUGCCCAUUAAAAUUGUUUCAGUAUUAUAUGAUGUUAAGAAUUUUACCCGGGUCUGCCCUGCUUGUUUUUAAGGUAGUGUAAACUUCAUACUACAUAAAUUCACAUCCUUUGGAAUAAUUUGGGGAGUAGUAUUGCUCCACUAAAGUUACCCAAAAGCCAGUUAGUUUGCACUUGAAUUAUGACUAAAGAAUUACACAGUUAAUUUUGUUUUAGUUUUCUCAUACAAUGCUAGAGGUGUGUGUAAAGAGAUGUGGUUCACUUUGAACCCUGGUUUCUGGUUCAGAGGCUCUGUGGCACUUUGAUGUAUUUUAGUUUAGAGCUCGGCGUCAUGCCAUGCUUUUGAGAAGAGCAGAAAACUGCGUUUAUAAAAGAGUGUAGCCCUCUAUGUUCCAUACUGAUACAUCACGGACAAUUCUGUAUAGCAGACAAGUUUCCUGGCCACCAAAGUAGCGGUAAAGUCGUUGAAUUCUUUCUAAUUCUUUCAUGCACCAUGUACGAGCGCGGCAGAAUAUUCUGUGCGCUCCAAAAAAAAAAAUCAUUUUUUAUAACAUUAAAGACAGAUUUCUCACUCAACUUUACAGGGUAUGCUCCGAUUUACUAAAUGGCGCGUUUGGUCUACAAACUGCGCAGUGUUCUCCCUGUCAAUUUAAGCACCCUUUUGCCAGUAUUGCCGCUAUUUUUUUUUAAAUUAACCUUGUUUUUGUUUUAGUGUUUUUGAAAACAAAUUGAAGGGGGGUAUUAGCACCUAAAUUAGUAUUCUUACCAAGAUGCCUUCUGCCCAUUUCACGUUCUGUCUUUGAAAGUUAUCUUUGCUUUAUCCGCAUAUAGACGAAUUGUAUAAGAAGUCCUGAACCGUUUUUGACGUGGCGUCAUUUCCCUUGCGCAGCGCUAAAUCAUUGAUUGCUUUCUUUCUGUACCGGCAAUAGGAUUAUCUCCUUUGUGAUUAUGCUGUUCUUUACACGCCCUAGAGGCUUACUAUACCUAUUGGUUAUAUUUCAUCUGACCAUAGUGCAUCGAAACUGUGAAAUACUCGGGAGAUGAGUGUUGCAUGUGUCUGGUGUGUUGGAGUUUCUGUGUGCCAACGAACUCUGUGCUUUUGGAGCACGUUUCUUAUCAGGGUGCUGUUAAGGAUCUCCGGUUUUUUGUUUUUUUUUUUGUACGCUGAGUUUGGAUGGUAUCAAAGUAAGAAAAAAAUAGUGUACCUUCUGAUAGCUUUUUUCCAUGGAAGGUUUGUAGUUGGUGGUACCGUCGAAGUGAUGUUUUCUACGUACGUGGAAUGAUGACAUUUUUUUCACCUUUCUAAGGGCCUACUAUAAAGUGAAUGGAGACAAUGAAUUAUGCAUUUAACAGAAAGCCAGUUGCUGCUGUGCAUGGUUAGGGAAAGGUUGUGACGGUCUUUUUAGUAUGUAAAUUGUGGCAAUAAAUGUGUUUGUGGAA